CUGCAAACAAGUCUGAGAAGCAUAGUUCUGAUUCAAGGCGAUCAACUUCGGAGCAACAAAAUGGCGCUCGUUACUUCUGCUGGCUUUCGUGCUGCUUCGUGUCAUGCAGGUUCUGUGUCUAUCGCCCAGAGGCUUCAGAGCGGCAGCCAUGCAUCCAGCUCUCCACGAUGCUCCCCGCCGAGCCCAACAUCCGUAAGAGACAGGAGACAAGGGACAAAAUUGCAGGAGGAUUUUCCUGCGGCGUGGCUGAGGCAGGAGCUUUUCCCAAUUAAAACUGGCACUUUGCGACAGUCAGGGGGCGGUGCAAGGGCGAGAAGUAGCAACACCGGCAGUGGCUGGCAGCAGUUGCCCACCAGGGCAGCCUCAGCUGGGAAUGAGCCGCCCCAGGAAAAGAGCAGCAGUAGUCCCAGGGUGGCAGGCAAAACGCCAGAGCAGCCGUCUCCUGGGGCUCCGUCAGAAGCACGGAACGGUAGGCCCGAAAAUGGGCCAAUUUCGGCACUCAUGGAUACGGGCGAAAAGAUUUUCUGGGACUUCGAGAUUGACAGCAGUUCUGGCAUGGACGGAGGCCCUGCCGUGGAUGAGGGGGCUGCGUUGGAGGAGGAGCCGGAGGAGAGCGUCGAGGACCUGCUGGCGGGGCUGGACGGCACCACGGUCAUUGAUGAGUUGAAAGAGGAGGAGGACAUCGACAGGCGCUUCAAGAAGACAAGCAGCGGGCGGGAGGUGUUUUACGAGCGCACGUUUUUGGUGGGCGUGGACCAGAAGGGCGCGGCCAGCCUGGGGUGGACCGUGGCGGACAGCCUGGAGGAGCUGGCGCAGCUGGCCGACACCGCGGGCCUGCGCGUCGUGGGCACCACGCACCAGAAGCUGGAACACCCCAACCCCAAGACCUACGUCGGCUCCGGCAAGAUCAAUGAGAUUGCGCGGGCUGUGGAAGCGUCCGGCGCUGAGACUGUCGUGUUUGAUGACGAGCUGUCCCCCGGCCAGCUGCGCAACCUGGAGAAGGUGUUUGGCGACAGCGUGCGCGUGUGCGACCGCACGGCGCUCAUCCUGGACAUCUUCAGCCAGCGCGCAGCCACCAAGGAGGGCAAGCUGCAGGUCGAGAUGGCGCAGGCCGAGUACCAGCUGCCGCGCCUCACCCGGAUGUGGACGCAUCUGGAGCGGCAGAGCGGAGGGGGCCAGGUGAAGGGCAUGGGUGAGAAGCAGAUCGAGGUGGAUCGCCGCCUGCUCAAGACGCGCAUCACGCAGCUGCGCCGGGAGCUGGAGUCUGUGCGCGACCAUCGGCAGCAGUACCGCGACCGCCGCGCCGCCACCCCCAUCCCCGUCAUCUCCCUGGUUGGCUACACGAACGCGGGCAAGAGCACGCUGCUGAACCGGCUGAGCGGCGCGGGCGUGCUGGCGGAGGACCAGCUGUUCGCCACGCUGGACCCCACGACGCGCCGGGUCAACCUGCCCAACGGCAAGGAGACGCUCUUCACCGAUACCGUGGGCUUCAUCCAGAAGCUGCCCACCCAGCUCGUGGCGGCGUUCCGUGCGACGCUGGAGGAGAUCAGCGAGGCGUCGCUGCUGCUGCACGUGGUGGACGUGAGCCACCCGAUGGCGGGGCCGCAGGUGGCGGCCGUGGAGGCCGUGCUGGCGGACCUGGACGUGGGCCACAUCCCCAUCCUCACCGUCUGGAACAAGGUGGACCGCGUGGCGGACCCGCUGCGUGUGAUCGCCCAGGCAAUGGCCCGCGAGAACACGGUGGCCAUUUCGGCGCUGACGGGGUACGGCCUGCCCGCCUUCCUGGACUGCGUGGAGGCCAUGAUCAAGGACACGCUGGUCCGCGUGGAGGCGGUGGUGCCGUACCGGAAUGGCGACCUCCUGGACGUCAUCCACCGCCUGGGGGUCGUCGAGUCGGAGGAGUAUCUGGAGGAGGGUACGCUGGUGCAGGCCUACGUGCCCCUGUCGCUUUCACGGAAGCUGAUGCCGUUUAGAUCGCAAGUACAGAAGCUGGAGCCGCGGGUGUAGACGCGGACUCAAGUGCAUUCGAAUAUACGACUUCAGAUUCUACGACUCUACCGGAAGAAGCCGACUAGGGAAUGAUUGAGCAUCGUU
Messenger RNA from Klebsormidium nitens, 2094 nucleotides. Lineage: Eukaryota; Viridiplantae; Streptophyta; Klebsormidiophyceae; Klebsormidiales; Klebsormidiaceae. The record is from the annotation of a GenBank genome assembly.